UGUGGAGACCUCAGCCGUGGAGGAGGUCAGCGAAGUCCAGUCCAUCCAGCAGUCGAGGGGGAGAUCGGAAACCGAGCCGGAGCCAGAGACUGAGUCCGAGGCAGCGGCCAGGUCCUUCACACGCUCCUCUAGAGACCUGCCUCCCUUGCAAAGACCCAUGUCAAGACCCAGCUCCAGCAUUUCAGAGAGCUCGAUGCGACAGCGGAUGCGGGAGAAGCUGAGAGCUGCCAGAUCUAAAGCAGAGAGCCUCCUGCAGCAGGAAGUACCUGUGGAGCCUGCCAGUCGCCUUCAGAGUCUCCGAGACCGAGACACUCUCACCAGGUUUGACCGAAAGACAGAGCCUGAACUCAGACAAAUACCAGACGAAGAUUCAUCGGAGAUUGCAGGGAAAGUGAAGUUUCGUGAGGCAGCACGCAGAGUGAGAAUAGACGCCCAGAGAGAGACUGGCAUACCCACAGCCGAAGAGGCCUAUAACUUCUUCACCUUCAACUUUGACCCCGAGCCUGAAGAAGAGCCCAGCAAACGUCGCAAGAAGAGGAGAGCCAGGAGGGAGCAGGCGGAAGGAGGCCAGGAGGAGGAAGGAGAGGGGGAAGGAGAGGAGGAACCUGAGGACCAGGAGAGGGAGGUCGAGAGGGAGCCAGCCAGAGAUGAGGAUGAUGGCGAUGAAGAGGAUAGGGACGAAGAAGCUGCUCUCGUCGGAGAUGGUGAGGAGGACCUGUUCCUCAUUGAGCAGACCUCUCAGGACUUCCUGGAGGUGAGGAAAGCAGAGUACAUUGGGUACAACAGACGAGUCCAGCGCGAGAAUGAGCUGCUCUUCACUCCCAGUGUGCGAACAGUGCCUGCUUCCAACAAGUUGCCUGACAACAUGCAGCCGCGAUACCUGGAAGAAGAAGGCCUCUACGUUGGCGAGAGGCCAGUAGUUUCCCUUACCAAUGAGAACAUUCUGGAAAACCGCAUACUAAGACAAGACCAGGCCAGAAAAUGGUUUGGCGAUGAUGGAAGGAUCAUUGUUCUGCCUGACCCGAUCAAAGAGUCCUCGACCCGACCUCCUCUGUUCCAUAUGGAGGGUGAUUUGGAUCCCUCUCUUCAGACUGUUUAUAGGAAGGCAAUUAAGUCCAAGUACGCCAAGCGCUACAUGCCCGGGGUGGGCGACACCCAGGGGGACUACCAGCUGGACGUGGACGUCGCCGGCCUCAUCUUCUCCCACCACGGCCUCUUCAGCCGCGAGCACGUGCUGGGGGCGCGUCUGGCUCAGCUGUACGACCAGCACCUCAGCAGACAGCAUAAAAACCUCACCCGGCUGCUCACUGAUAAGCUGAGUGGCUUGCGGAACACCAUACGGAACAUGCUGGAACUUCAUGGUGGACAAGGCUUAAGCGAGAUCACACAGCAGAGGAUAGCGGAAUACAAGCAGGAAGUAAAGAUCACCCGUCAGAUGCGAGAUGCCGAGCAGGAGAAGGAUCGGGCUCUGCUGAAGAACACUGUGAAGGUGUGGAAAGAGAUCAAAGCUCUGAGGGAAUUCCAGAGGUUCACCAACACACCCUUCAAGCUCUAUCUAAGGAGGGAGGAGGUUGACAGAGUCUCAGACGAGCAAGAGCACGAGGCUGAGAUUCUGGCAGAGGUGUCCGAACUUCAAGCCGAGAGCCAGGAGGAGUACGAGAGGAAGGUGACUGAGUACAAGCAACAACACGAGGAAUGGAAGACCUGGAAAAAGAAGCAGAAAGACCUGAAGAAAAAGAAGAAGAAGAAGAAGCAGUCUAAGGAUGAGGAGGAGGAGGAAGAAGAUGAGGAGGAAAGCGAAGCAGAGCUGGGCGAGGAGCCCCUCAACCCAGACCCACCUGAAGAGCCGGACCUAGAUGCUGUAGAGCGGCAGGUGCGGGAGAAAGCCGCCAGAAUCCGCCGGAAGCCCGGAGAGCCCAUCCUGGUGCCAGAGUUGACCGCCUCAAGCAAUGUCACUCCCAAUGAGCAGUGUCCCAGGGCUGAAUUUGGGAGAAGGCAGGAUGUGUUGAAGCGCUCUCUAUUUGUGAAAGUUCUGUACAACGACAAAGAGGUCUCCCGCACAGAUAGCCGUGCCCUCACCGCAGAUUUCAGAGUCCACUUUGGCCAGAUAUUUAACCUGAAGAUCAUCAACUGGCCUGAGAGCAUCAAGCUUCAGGUGUAUGAAACAGUUGGAUCUUCAACAACCCAGCUGGCAGAGGUGUUUGUGCCUGUCCCUGAACCGUCCAUUCUUACAGGCAGCGCAACCUCUGAACAACUGGAGUUUAGCAGUAACCAGCGAGUCACGUUCAAUCAUGAGGGAGUCGGCAGUGAUGUGCCCUUCUCCUUUGAGGCGGACGGUAGCAAUAGAUUGACCCUGCUGACCUCAGGGAAGCUGUCCUGCUGUGUGUCUUGGGCCAUCGGAGAGGAUGACAUCCCUCUCGCUCCCCCUAUGACUCAUGCCAGCGCGGGCAUAAACAGUGGGAUAAUGCAGAUGGAUGCGAUUGCAUGCAUCGGAGCCUCAGGUCUGAAUGACAUGAAGAAGUUGGGAAAAUGGGCUGCAGAGUCUCGGCUGGACCCCAACGAUCCCAAUAACGCCUCCAUCAUGCAGCUCCUCUCCGUGGUCAGUGGCGGAGAGGUCACAGUUCCUGAUUAUUUUCGCCUGGAGCAGCUGCAGGAGGAGUUCAACUUCCUGUCUGAUGAGGAACUGGACCGGUCGCGGCGGUUCCGCCUGCUCCGGCUUAGGGCUCAGGAAGUGGCCGAGUUCCGCGGCUACAAGUUUGUGCCCACUCGCGAGCGCGAGGUCUCUGAGAAGGUCUUCCAGGACUAUGAGAAGAGACUAAGGGAUGGCGAGAUUGUUGAUACCAAGGAACACUUGGAUGCCCAUAGAGCACUAGUGGCCAAAUACCUACAGAAAGUACGAGAGUCUGUGGUCAAUCGAUUCCUCAUUGCCAAGCAUCAUUUCCUCUUGUCUGAUGUUGUGCUGGAGGAGGAGGUGCCCACUAUUGGGGUCCUUGGACUGAACCUGUUUAAACUGGCUGAACCCAAACGUCCCUUGAAACCACGGAGGAAAGAGAGAAAGAAGGUGACUGCACAGAACCUGUCAGACGGAGACAUCAAACUCCUGCUCAACAUCAUCAGAGCCUAUGACAUUCCCAUGCGAAAACCCCAAGCCAGCAAACCUUCAGUUGCGUCGAAGUCGACCCGUUCAGUCACAGAAACAUUCACUGCUGGACACUCCUCACAGACAGCCAUGCAAGGCACUGAUUGGCCUCUCAACCAGGUGCUUGUCAGGCCCUUUGUGGAAGUGACGUUCCAGCGCACAGUGCUCCAGACGUCCACUGCCGAUGGCCCUAACCCCUGCUGGAACGAGGAGCUCCUCCUCUCUUUUAGUGCUCCUAAUGGAGAUUAUAGUACAUCCAGUUUACAGUCUGUGAAAGAUGAAGUCUUCAUCAACAUCUUUGACGAGGUUGUUUAUGAGAUAAGUGAAGCUGAACGAGAAAGAGAAAGAGGAGGCCUUUACGCCCAUGUUGAGAGACACUGGCUCGGCUGUGUGAAGAUCCCCUUCAGUACUAUUUACCGUCAGUCCAGGAUUGACGGAACGUUCAAAGUGGAAAUGCCCCCGGUGCUGUUGGGGUACACCAAAGAGAACCAUCUGGCGAGUGAUGGCGGCUAUGACAUUGUGCGCAACCUGACUGAGGGAGCCUUCAUCACACUCUUCAUCACCAUUGAGCCUCAACUGGUGCCUGGCGAGACCAUAAGAGAAAAGUUUGACACGGAGGAAGAUGAGCGUGUGCUCCUGACGUCCGAGUUCUUCGAGAAGGACGCCAUGCAGCGCUUCCCUGACCGGCCUUGCCUCACCACCGUCAUUGACAUCAACGGCAAGACGGUGUUCAUCACGCGCUACAUCCAUCCGCUUAACCCACCUCAGGAGCUGCUGGAUGCUUCGCCCAACAACCCGCAGGAGACCAUGGAGUUGGUGGCUCGCUACGUUUCCCUUAUUCCUUCCCUCCCCGACAGUGUCUCUUUUGCUGGAGUCUGUGACCUUUGGAGCACUUGUAAUCAAUUCCUGACACUGCUGGCAGGGGACGAAGAAGAACACGCUGUCCUGCUCUGUAAUUACUUCCUCUACAUGGGCAAAAAAGCUUGGCUUAUCAUUGGCACUGCCAUCCCUGAGGGGCUCACAGCUUAUGUGUUGACAUAUGAGCAAAGUCGCUACCUCAUCUGGAACCCCAGCAAUGGUCAAUAUUAUGGACAGUAUGACACUUUCUGCCCACUCCAGACCGUUGGAUGCCUGAUAGAUGCUGACAAUGUUUGGUUCAACAUUCAGAUGUAUGAUGCCCCUAUGAGGAUUAGCUUUGAUGUCACUAAAAGCAAGUUCUGGAAGCCUUUCUUCUCUCGGGCUUUCUCUUAUCCAGGGCUCUCUAGCGUACAGCCUGAGGAGUUGGUUUAUCGACGCACAGACAAGGCAGCUGCCACAGAGCUUCAGGACAGGAUUGAGAAAAUACUGCGAGAAAAGAUCAUGGAGUGGCGUCCACGGCAUCCCACCCGCUGGAACCGAUAUUGUUCCUCCACCCUACGCCACUUCCUGCCCAAACUUGAGCUCAGCGGAGGACGGGACGUUGCCGAGGAGCACCGCCUGGAGCUGCAAAGCUUGCUGGGAGAAUACAGGAUAUCGGGCUUUCCCCUACAUCUGCCAUUUUCAGAGAUCCAGCCAAUCAUUGAAGCUGUGUACAGCACUGGAGUUCAUAAAGUGGAAAUGUCUAAUGUGGAGUUUGCACUGGCUGUUUAUGUUCACCCGUACCCCAAUAAUGUGUUGUCUGUGUGGGUGUACUUGGCCUCACUUAUAAGGACACGUUAGGUCUGAGAAUUCCCCCAAAAUGUUUACUUGAAUAAUUUCUCUACAUGCUAAUUUGCACAAGGUUGAGAGCUGUGUGUGUGUGUGUGUGUGUGUGUGUGUGUGUGUGUGUGUGUGUGUGUGUGUGUGUGUGUGUGUAGGUGUGUAGGUGUGUGUGUAGGUGUAGCCAAUUUUAUUUCACUGUAGGCUAUAUAUUAUAAAUUAAUUAUAGAUAUUGUUGUGUUACUUUGAUCAACAUUUUACCUUUUGAUGUUGCUCUCAUUUUCAUACCCUCUCAGUUUUAAUGACUCAUUUAAUCAUGACUGAAAGUUAUGGCUACUUGUCUUAUGUUCCUUAAUUUAUCUUACAAAACAAUGUAUAAUGUGUAGGCUACAUAUGAGAACAUUCACAUUUUUUAUAAUAAAGUUUACCCA
Molecule: messenger RNA, 5247 nt
Organism: Sardina pilchardus (European sardine)
Lineage: Eukaryota; Metazoa; Chordata; Actinopteri; Clupeiformes; Clupeidae
Gene: cc2d2a
Product: coiled-coil and C2 domain containing 2A
Exons: 34
Coding region: 158-4837 (1559 amino acids)
Biological process (GO): non-motile cilium assembly; protein localization to ciliary transition zone
Cellular component (GO): ciliary transition zone
Source: RefSeq, a predicted model, not a curated record